AAGAAAAAAGGGGAAAAAAAAGAAAAAAAAAAAUCCUGUGGCGCGCCGCCUGGUUCCCGGGAAGACUCGCCAGCACCAGGGGGUGGGGGAGUGCGAGCUGAAAGCUGCUGGAGAGUGAGCAGCCCUAGCAGGGAUGGACAUGAUGCUGUUGGUGCAGGGUGCUUGUUGCUCGAACCAGUGGCUGGCGGCGGUGCUCCUCAGCCUGUGCUGCCUGCUACCCUCCUGCCUCCCGGCUGGACAGAGUGUGGACUUCCCCUGGGCGGCCGUGGACAACAUGAUGGUCAGAAAAGGGGACACGGCGGUGCUUAGGUGUUAUUUGGAAGAUGGAGCUUCAAAGGGUGCCUGGCUGAACCGGUCAAGUAUUAUUUUUGCGGGAGGCGAUAAGUGGUCAGUGGAUCCUCGAGUUUCAAUUUCAACAUUGAAUAAAAGGGACUACAGCCUCCAGAUACAGAAUGUAGAUGUGACAGACGAUGGCCCAUACACGUGUUCUGUUCAGACUCAACAUACACCGAGAACAAUGCAGGUGCAUCUAACUGUGCAAGUUCCUCCGAAGAUAUAUGACAUCUCAAGUGAUAUGACCAUCAAUGAAGGAACCAAUGUCACCCUGACUUGCUUGGCCACUGGAAAACCAGAGCCUUCCAUUUCUUGGCGGCACAUCUCCCCAUCAGCAAAACCAUUUGAAAAUGGACAAUAUUUGGACAUUUAUGGAAUUACAAGGGACCAGGCCGGAGAAUAUGAAUGCAGUGCAGAAAACGAUGUGUCAUUCCCAGACGUGAAAAAAGUAAAAGUUGUCGUAAACUUUGCUCCUACAAUUCAGGAAAUUAAAUCUGGCACCGUGGCCCCAGGACGCAGUGGAUUGAUAAGAUGCGAAGGUGCAGGUGUGCCGCCUCCGGCCUUUGAAUGGUACAAAGGAGAGAAGAAGCUUUUCAAUGGCCAACAAGGAAUCAUUAUUCAAAACUUUAGCACAAGAUCCAUUCUCACUGUUACCAACGUGACACAGGAGCACUUCGGCAACUAUACUUGUGUGGCUGCCAACAAGCUGGGCACAACCAAUGCGAGCCUGCCUCUCAACCCUCCAAGUACAGCCCAGUAUGGAAUUACCGGGAGCGCUGACGUUCUUUUCUCCUGCUGGUACCUUGUGUUGACACUCUCCUCUUUCACCAGCAUAUUCUACCUGAAGAAUGCCAUUCUACAAUAAAUUUAAAGACCCAUAAAAGGCUUUUAAGGAUUCUCUGAAAGUGCUGAUGGCUGGAUCCAAUCUGGUACAGUUUGUUAAAAGCAGCGUGGGAUAUAAUCAGCAGUGCUUACAUGGGGAUGAUCGCCUUCUGUAGAAUUGCUCAUUAUGUAAAUACUUUAAUUCUACUCUUUUUUUGAUUAGCUACAUUACCUUGUGAAGCAGUACACAUUGUCCUUUUUUUAAGAUGUGAAAGCUCUGAAAUUACUUUUAGAGGAUAUUAAUUGUGAUUUCAUGUUUGUAAUCUACAACUUUUCAAAAGCAUUCAGUCAUGGUCUGCUAGGUUGCAGGCUGUAGUUUACAAAAACGAAUAUUGCAGUGAAUAUGUGAUUCUUUAAGGCUGCAAUACAAGCAUUCAUUUCCCUGUUUCAAUAGGAGUCAAUCCACAUUUACAAAGAUGCAUUUUUUCUUUUUUGAUAAAAAAGCAAAUAAUAUUGCCUUCAGAUCAUUUCUUCAAAAUAUAACUAACACAUAUCUAGAUUUUUCUGCUCGCAUGAUAUUCAGGUUUCAGGAAUGAGCCUUGUAAUAUAACUGGCUGUGCAGCUCUGCUUCUCUUCCCUGUAAGUUCAGCAUGGGUGUGCCUUCAUAUAAAAUAAUAAUUUUUCUCUUCAUCUCCGACUAAUAAAAUGUUUUGCCAAAUCCUACAAUUUGAAAGCAAAAUAAACCACAAGAUAAAGUCGGACUAUAUCCUAUCUCUCAAGAACGAAGGAGCUGUUAGACUCUAAAAAUCUCAUCCCUCCUUACCUGUGUGGUAUGAGGAUUUUGCCCCAUAUAAACUCAGUUGUGUAAUGAAAAUAAUGCAAUUAAUAUAGUGCAGGUAAAUUUAUUACAAUAUGUAUUCUUGUAGUUGUAGUUGAAUGUUGGAUCCUCUUUGGGAAAUAAUUCCCUUCUAAAUGACAGCACAGUCCAUCCGAAAAAUUGCCUAACAAUACAACAUCCUUUCCUUUCACUAUUCCAAGCCAAAAUUUUUAAGAUGGCUUGUCUGAAAGAACACAAAGUCUGAUCACCUAAGAUUACAUGAGUUGGUGAGCACACCAGAUUCGUUUGGCUCUGAGGCAGGUAAGUGGAUAUGAUAGAUACAGUGCUCCUGCAGACAGGAGCAUUUCACAUAUCUUCCACCUGAAAACAUCACUCACUUGAUAGUUGGGAAUGAAUGUUGUAUAAAAGAAAAUUUUCCAAGAUACAUUGUAUCACAUAUUCUGUGCUGGCAUGCAGCAGAUCAAUCCCUGAAAUAACUAAUUCUGUAAUAAAAUCUUUCUCUGGAGCCAUGUCAGUUCAAACAAGCAAGGCCAAAAAACAAACCAUACCACCAAAAUUACCAUGCUUUUUUUCUUCUUACAUGAUAUUUGUAAGAUGUGAUCUAAUGAAGACAAGACACCAGUGAUUAGAAUAUCUUAAGAUUAUAUUAAUUAUUAAAUUAUCAUGGAUAUUUGUUUCUAUCAUAAAGAAUGAAAACUACAUUUUUAAAUGAAAAUAGUGUUACUCUAAAGUAUUAUGUUAGAAGAGUAUUUUGAUGGUUUUACUCUUUACUAAAGAAAGACCUUAGUCUUGAAAGCCAUUUUCCAAGUUUGACGAAAUUACCAGUUUCACUGCAGAGACAGUUUUCCACAAAUAGUUCCCUUCUGCAAGUCAUACUAAUCACAAAAAAGCUACUAAUAAAGUUAGAUACAAGAUAUUUCAUGGCGGGUGUAUAUCCUUAAGAUAUCUAAUAUUUUGCCCCGAAAGAAAUGGCUUGAAAAUCAUCAAUUUUUUUCAAGUAAAGCUUAACUCUGAAGUACACCAUAAAUCUAUUUUAAUUACAAAAAAGCAAAUCCUAAAUGAGGAGACAUAAAUAUACAGUGUUUCCACAAAAUGGCAAUAAUAUGGCAUAACGCUAUUAAAUUUACUCACUAUAAUAAUUCAUUAUAUUAUUUUGACUGAUGUAUUAAAAACUUUUUUAACACAUAUGACAUUUUAAUUU
This is a messenger RNA of Lontra canadensis (Northern American river otter), 3194 nucleotides long. It is a transcript of the gene NEGR1, whose product is annotated as neuronal growth regulator 1. Gene Ontology annotation, cellular component: neuron projection. Bases 134 to 1198 code for a protein of 354 amino acids. NCBI's taxonomy places the organism in Eukaryota, Metazoa, Chordata, Mammalia, Carnivora, Mustelidae. The transcript has 7 exons. The record is from RefSeq and is a predicted model, not a curated record.